AUGAUUUACAGAGUUCCGAAGCUCGCGCCAGCAAACGGUGUAGACGAAAAAUCAAGACGUAAAACACCUGAUUCUGAGGGUUCUACUGAAGAGUCAGCUAACGAAGACUUUUCUAUCAAACGAAAUCCCUACCUGGUCGCACGGAGCAGCCUCGCGACCCCUGCUGAGGAGAAGCCGAAGCUCAGUUACGAGGUUGCAAGUGACAACGAACCCUUUGAAGAGAUUGUCAUUCGCGCAGAGACCUUCUUCCCGGAGCUGAAGAACAUUGUUGAAUCAUCCACCAGCACUUACCUAUUUGAGAAUAAUUUCAAAAAUCCCAUUGCACCAAGAGUGGCCAAGACUCCUCUGGAGGACAGAAGCUCCUACCUCCCAAGAACUGCCUCCUUAUUUGCCAACAAUCAAUUCCGGCGACAGAAGAACCUUCAACAGCAGGGAUUGAUACCUCCCGGCUGCGCUAUGCACCCCUGCACAAAUCUUCAACAUCAGCAUUCUCAGCCCCAUCCCAACCAAAUGAUGAUGCAAUACAGUGGAUACUAUCCCCCAGGUCCACAACCUCCACCGCCACCACACGCAUCUCCAGUCCAGGGCUCUGAAGUGGAGAGGACAACCUAUGACCGUCGCAAUUUUCAAGCAGCAUUGCAGCAUUUCGAGCAGCGUAGCCUUGUCAGCCAACCUCCUUUGAGACCGAGCUCCCUCUUUAUGUCCCCGGAAUUGCGAGUGAUGGAUUCAAAGCUUCCACCACCCCCACUGCCACCACCGUCGCUACCACAGCCACCAAGACCAUCAGCGAGCACGGCGCACGCAGUCAUGAAAAGUGUACCAGCUUUCCUUACAGGUUGCAGUUGUGGUCCGGGGUCAGGUUGCGGGGCUCUAACGUCUGAAGCUAUGGUUCGAAGAAGUGACAACAUGGCCGAUGUUGAGACUAUCCAGCAGUACCUGGUUUCUGAGGAGCCGGGACCAGGUGGUGUCAAGAAAGUAUUCAGUUUCCCCCUAGGAAUGGAGCCCGGAGACCUCACUCUUCUUAGAGCAGCUGUCAGCGCAAACAGACCGAAGGAUGCCUACAUACCAGAGGAGAACGAUGACAUAGAGACCCAGUUGGAUCAACAGUUACAGGCUGUUCGUCCGGAUAUGCCAGCGACCAGGUCGUCGGAUACUACUGGCUGGGCUGCACCAUCAAAUUUCACAAACGACCAGACCGUGCUAACUGUUCCAGCUCAUACUUCCUCCCAUCUUUGUGCUGCAGCUUACCCCAUCCGUAGUAAGGAGAGACCUAGAAACCCCGACGGCCAGGUAACUGGCCUUGAGUCGGCCUUGUCCGCUUUGAUGUAUAAUGGAAUUGAGCGACCCGUGGACAGUUUCAAUUCACACCAGCGCCCCCAAGGCUACAACUCACAGCAGAUCAGCUAUUCACGGCCGGGUUACACUGCUGGCGCUGGGCUUGAUUCCCACCAAACGACGGGUAGCUGGACGCAGAAUUUUGAUCCCAGGACCUUCACUCACACGACAUACAGCACAUCACGGUUUAAUCCGCUGAAUGGUGCUGACAUCGCGGACUCCCCUUCGGGUAGACGCUAUCAAAUGUAA
This is a messenger RNA of Spirometra erinaceieuropaei, 1584 nucleotides long. The record is from the annotation of a GenBank genome assembly. Lineage: Eukaryota; Metazoa; Platyhelminthes; Cestoda; Diphyllobothriidea; Diphyllobothriidae.